CUUGUCCUCCUUCCUCCUCUGAGUUAGCUAGAGCAGUUCGUUAGCAACACUAGCUUGUGGAGCUAGUUUAGCACAUAGCAUAUACCUUCCUGCCGAGAAAAUAUUAAUUAAUGUGGAACUUUAUUUUACAUAUCACAUAUACAUGAUCAGCUAACUUUCCUGGAUAUGUCAGCGUGUAGCCUCGCUGCAUCACGCACAUGUCGUGGCGUGUCACUGAAAACCACUCGACCUUCGUUUAACCUGUUAACAAACUAUGGAUGCUCGACAACAAACGUGGAAAACUUCCAUAGAAGACGAAGAAAAAGCUGUUUUCAAAGCCACAGCACUAAUGUAACGCGCCUGUUCAGCUCCCGACCACACAACCCUAAGGUACCAAAGGUUGCAACAUGGGAACCUGUACCUGAACACCAACUUCCCCCGCCUACCCAAAUCCCUGCUGACCUGGUGGACAAACUGGAGCGCCUGGCCUUGGUUGAUUUCCGCACCAAACAGGGACUGGCUUGUUUGGAGAAAGCCAUCCGGUUUGCAGAUCAGCUUCAUGUUGUUGACACGUCAGAGGUUGAACCAAUGGACUCGGUUCUAGAAGACAGGGCUUUAUACUUGAGAGAUGAUGCAGUGGCGGAAGGUGACUGUGCUGAAGAACUGCUUCACCUCUCAAAGAACACAGUUGAAGAAUAUUUUGUGGCGCCACCAGGAAACAUUCCUCUGCCUAAGAGGGACGAGAGGGCCGCCAUGCUCAAACACUCUGAGUUCUGAUGUUUAUGACUUUGUCCUUGAUAUUUAUUACUUUUUUAUUUGGAUACCGGAUGCAUCUUUCAAGAACUACAAUAUAUGUCAGAUCUGUUUAUCGAAGCCAAAUCUAGUCUCUUUCCUGCUCAUCUUUCUGUCUUCUCAUGUUCUGCAACAGGAAAAAUAAAAAGCUUUACAUACGUUUUUGUUUUUCAUA
Mugil cephalus (flathead mullet) is the source of this 946-nucleotide messenger RNA. It is a transcript of the gene gatc, whose product is annotated as glutamyl-tRNA amidotransferase subunit C. Lineage: Eukaryota; Metazoa; Chordata; Actinopteri; Mugiliformes; Mugilidae. Gene Ontology annotation, cellular component: glutamyl-tRNA(Gln) amidotransferase complex; mitochondrion. The record is from RefSeq and is a predicted model, not a curated record. Gene Ontology annotation, biological process: mitochondrial translation; glutaminyl-tRNAGln biosynthesis via transamidation; regulation of translational fidelity. Gene Ontology annotation, molecular function: glutaminyl-tRNA synthase (glutamine-hydrolyzing) activity. Bases 166 to 756 code for a protein of 196 amino acids. The transcript has 5 exons.